Messenger RNA from Emiliania huxleyi CCMP1516, 678 nucleotides. RefSeq lists its product as hypothetical. Lineage: Eukaryota; Haptophyta; Isochrysidales; Noelaerhabdaceae. Bases 4 to 630 code for a protein of 208 amino acids. Gene Ontology annotation, cellular component: nucleus; cytoplasm. The record is from RefSeq and is a predicted model, not a curated record. The transcript has a single exon.
GAAAUGAGCCUCCACGCGGUUGCACAGACGGACGCCUUCAAUUGCCGCAUCGCUACAGCCGUGCACGCGAGCGAGGCGUGGAAGGCGCUGCGCCCCGCUCGGCUGUACGACGCCCAAGCGGACGAGCUGUUCGAGCUUAUGCAGGAGGGGUACCUCCGUCGCAUCGAUCGGCUGCUGCGGCACGGCGCGAGGGCACCCGGCGUCAACAUGCGCAACCGUGUUGGCAUGAGCGUGCUGCACGCCGUCUGCUUCUACAGACGUGACAUGGUUGUUGCUGACGGCGGCGACUCCGGCGUCGUCGACCUCGUGCCGCACUUUGUCGAGCGCGGCGCCGAUGUCAACGCCGCGACAAUCGGCGGCAUCACGCCGCUGAUGAUGCUCGUCUACGAGCGCUCGCACCUUGCGGAGAUGUUCGACCUUGAGCAAGGCGCGGUCGUCAAGAAGAAGAUGCUCGAGGCGCUGCUAGCUGCCGGCGCCGACCCCAACCUGCGCGCGGGCAUAGGGCCUAAAGCGGACAUCUUCUGCAACGGCGCGCUGUCGGGCAAGACCGCCCUCGAGAUUGCGCGCGCCGGCAAGUACCCGGCCGUCGCCGCCUUCAUCGAGGCCAAGAUGGCGGAGCCUGUGUCAUGAGAUGGUGUGGUGGUGGUGGAGCGCACGUGAAAAAUGAACUUAAUGCUU